AUGGAAACCGAGGCUGUUUUGAACCUCUUUGAUUCUUGCUGGUUUGAGGUUAACAUUUUGAAGGAAAACUUAAGCUCUGAUGGAACAAUUACAAGUGAUGUGAAAAAUCUAAAUUUUGAGGAAGAAGAAGAAGAAGAACUAGGACCAAAGCUACCCUUGAUCCGAACCAGCCACACCAGAUCCAUGAGUGACCAGUCCAUGACAAGCACAAGAUUCAACCAUGAUUCUCUUUCUCCAGACUCUGUACUUCUUCUUCCUCCUAAGCUCCAAACCAUUCUCUCAGGAAAAGAAGUCACUGACUCAGAACCUGAGAGCCCAACACAGGUUAGGCACCAUGAGGUGUUGUGUCCUGAGAAGAAAAAAAGCUGCAAAAUUUCAGGCAAUGGAACUAGGAAGAGGAGGGAGAGCAAGAGUUUGUCAGACCUUGAAUUUGAGGAGCUAAAAGGGUUCAUGGAUCUGGGUUUUGUUUUCUCAGAGGAGGAUAAAAACUCAAGCUUGGCUUCAAUUAUUCCUGGGUUGCAAAGGCUAGGGAAUAAGGAAGAUAAAGAAGAAGAAGAUUGUGAUGAAUUAAAUGUCCCAAGGCCUUACCUUUCUGAAGCAUGGGAGGUUCAGGAAUAUGGUAGGAGAAAAAAAGAGAACCCCUUGGUGAAUUGGAAAAUACCUGCUUUGAACAACGAAACUGACAUGAAAGAUAGUCUCAGAUGGUGGGCACACACAGUUGCUUCCACUGUCAGAUGA
Molecule: messenger RNA, 738 nt
Organism: Sphenostylis stenocarpa
Lineage: Eukaryota; Viridiplantae; Streptophyta; Magnoliopsida; Fabales; Fabaceae
Source: the annotation of a GenBank genome assembly